Messenger RNA from Aspergillus affinis, 339 nucleotides. RefSeq lists its product as uncharacterized. Lineage: Eukaryota; Fungi; Ascomycota; Eurotiomycetes; Eurotiales; Aspergillaceae. The transcript has 2 exons. The record is from RefSeq and is a predicted model, not a curated record. The coding region runs from base 1 to 339 and encodes 112 amino acids.
AUGUUCACUCGUCGUCAGAUCAAGUUUAUCUCUGGGCUCAAACAUGGGAAUGACAUCAAAGCCCUCGAGGUCCUGAUCAAAGGCACCCACCGCAAUUGCGCCUGCAGGACCGGCGCCGAGAAUAGCCAUUACGACUACGAUCGUGCCGAAGUGAAGCCAAAGCUUGGAAGCUCCCCAACGCAGAGAACCAAGCGGCCCACAUUCUUCGCGAUUGCGCGAUGCGAACGAAUCAUUGCGUUGUCGAGAACCCCGAUGGAAGCAGACCCCGGAGAUCAGGGACAUCGGCCCAUGCUUGCAUGGGGCUUCCGUGGGAAUUGGCAUCCUACGGUUGAACAAUGA